AUGCCUCAAGAGGUCGCCGAUAUCAAGAAGUUCAUCGAGAUCUGCCGUCGGAAGGACGCCUCCUCCGCGCGGAUCAAGAAGAGUCAGAAGACCAACAACAUCAAGUUCAAGGUCCGCUGCCAGAAGCACCUCUACACCUUGGUUCUCAAGGACACCGACAAGGCCGAGAAGCUCAAGCAGAGCCUUCCCCCCAACCUGCAACUCACCGAUGUCUCCAAGAAGGCCAAGAAGUCUAACUAA
Molecule: messenger RNA, 240 nt
Organism: Fusarium tjaetaba
Lineage: Eukaryota; Fungi; Ascomycota; Sordariomycetes; Hypocreales; Nectriaceae
Product: ribosomal L38e
Exons: 4
Coding region: 1-240 (79 amino acids)
Biological process (GO): protein-RNA complex assembly; translation
Cellular component (GO): cytosolic large ribosomal subunit; ribosome
Molecular function (GO): structural constituent of ribosome
Source: RefSeq, a predicted model, not a curated record